Molecule: messenger RNA, 1059 nt
Organism: Didymosphaeria variabile
Lineage: Eukaryota; Fungi; Ascomycota; Dothideomycetes; Pleosporales; Didymosphaeriaceae
Gene: nmt1
Product: Glycylpeptide N-tetradecanoyltransferase
Exons: 3
Coding region: 1-1059 (352 amino acids)
Biological process (GO): thiamine biosynthetic process
Source: RefSeq, a predicted model, not a curated record
AUGUCUACUGACAAGAUCACUUUCUUGACCAACUGGCACGCCACCCCGUACCACGCCCCUCUCUACCUCGCCCAGAGCAAGGGCUACUUCAAGGAUGAAGGUAUCAAAGUUGCGCUCCUUGAGCCCAACGACCCCAGCGAUGUCACCGAGAUCAUCGGCUCCGGCAAAGUCGAUCUCGGCUUCAAAGCCAUGAUCCACACCCUCGCCGCCUCCGCACGCGGUUUCCCCGUGACCUCCGUCGGCUCCCUACUCAACGAGCCCUUCACUGGCGUUGUGUACCUGACCAGCAGCGGCAUCACGCCUGACUUCACCACCCUCAAGGGCAAGAAGAUCGGCUACGUAGGCGAAUUCGGUAAAAUCCAGCUCGACGAGCUUACCGCGCACUACGGCAUGCAGCCCUCGGACUACUCGGCUGUUCGCGUCGGCAUGAACGUCACAAAGAGCAUCAUUAAUGGUGAUAUCGACGCUGGUAUCGGGCUCGAGAACGUGCAGAUGGUGGAGCUGGAGGAGUGGCUCAAGUCGCAGAACCGUGACCCCUCGGAGGUGCAAAUGCUGCGCAUCGACGAGCUGGCGCAACUGGGGUGCUGCUGCUUCUGUAGCAUCCUAUACAUCGGGAACGAUUCCUUCAUCCAGGCCAACCCGGGGAAAGUCCGCGCGUUCCUACGCGCCUGCAAGCGCGCAACGGAUUUCGUGCUCGCAUCUCCCGACGUGGCAUGGAAGGAAUUCUGCGACUUCAAGAGCGCCAUGGACACGCCUACGAACCGCAAGAUCUUCGAGCGCAGCUUCGCGUACUUCUCGCCUGAUCUGCAGAACGUGCAGCGCGACUGGGAGAAGGUAACGCGUUACGGAAAGCGUCUGGCCGUACUCGACGACAGCUUCAAGCCGAACUAUACCAAUGAGUAUUUGCAGUGGGGUCUUGAGAAUGACAGCACUGAUCCCACGGGCGACCAGAAGAGGAUGGUUAUGCUGCAGCAGGGCGUCAAGGAGAACGGCGGUUUCAAACGCCUUGAGAGUGCGGCGAAGACGGUUGUGGGUGCUGCUGCGAUGAAGGAAGCUUAG